CUUCUCUUCUUCUCACUAAUACUGUCUUGUUCUACAACAAUGGACUUGACAAAUAACUCAAGAACCAACUCCCCUUCCUCUUCCAAGACCAAAAGAAAGCCAAACCAGACCAAAAAACAAGACCCACAACAAGAACAGGAGGUGAGGUUUUUGGGGGUUCGAAGGAGACCGUGGGGACGAUACGCCGCCGAAAUAAGAGACCCGUCGACCAAAGAGAGGCAUUGGCUUGGCACUUUUGACACAGCCGAAGAAGCCGCGCUGGCUUACGACCGAGCGGCCCGAUCCAUGAGGGGCUCCAAGGCCAGAACCAACUUUGUCUACUCCGACAUGCCUUCCGGAUCCUCCGUCACCUCCAUUAUUUCUCCUGAUGAAGCCCAACACGAUAUCUCCUCUCUUUUUAUCAGCCCAACCCACAAUCACAACCGCCAAAAUGAAACGGAUAACUACUUUUCUCUCACUCCGGAAACGUUUGGGUUAGGAGAGGCUUGGGCUCAGCCCACAGCAGUUACUGGGCCAUACCAGCCCAUUACUGGUAUCGCGGAUGGUGGUAGCUCUGGAUUUGGGAAGAGCUGCGAUGACGUGGAGCUCCCGCCUUUGCCUCCUGACGUGUCCAGUUCUGCUUGUUAUGGGGUGGAAAUGGGCCAGGGGUUUUGGGAUGAUACCAACUAUUAUGGGAUCUCGGAUGGGAGGACCAAUGGGCUUGAUUCUGCAUUCAAUGGGCCUUAUUCGGGCCAUGGGGCUGACGAGUUUGUGGAUCAAGGCUCACUAAUUGGGAGAGCGUCGGUUUCGGAUAGCGUAACGGAUGGGUUCGAUUUGGGCUCAACGUCUGCCUAUUACUUUUAAGCUCAUAAUUAAAUAUUUACGACAUAAAGUGCUAAAACAAGUAUUAUUAAUAUUAUUAUUUAAAUAAUUAAAUGUGUUGGCUUUGGGCUUUUUUUGAGUAUGGAGUGAUUUUGUCAAAGCCCAUGAGUUUAGGGCUUUGACCUUUUUUUUUGGCUUUUCUGUCUUUUGUGAGGGUGUGAAAU
This is a messenger RNA of Tripterygium wilfordii, 1025 nucleotides long. Its product is annotated as ethylene-responsive transcription factor ERF087-like. The transcript has a single exon. Bases 40 to 843 code for a protein of 267 amino acids. NCBI's taxonomy places the organism in Eukaryota, Viridiplantae, Streptophyta, Magnoliopsida, Celastrales, Celastraceae. Gene Ontology annotation, molecular function: DNA-binding transcription factor activity; DNA binding. Gene Ontology annotation, biological process: regulation of DNA-templated transcription. The record is from RefSeq and is a predicted model, not a curated record.